UGUUUGAAAAGAGCUCGGCUGCAUGUCGUCAUCAAAUCGCGCACCUUCCAGUUGUAGCACGCAUGUGCAAGAUACAAAUCUAACAUCAUUGCUGUGCGACGACGUCUACAGAAAUGGCGAGCGGUAAAAAGACUGGUCUACUCUCAUCUUUGGCGGCUUAUGACACCGACUCAGAAGAGGACGAAACAGAGUCCCACGGCGGUCUAGUCUCCGCUAGCUAUGGCGAGGAUGACAUCAGCCGAAUAGAAGAUGGAGACGAGAGGGUAUCAGGAAUCGAGGAGAGCGAGGACAGUUCCAGAAAUUCGGAAGAGGAGGAGUCGGACACAGGGGGCGAUGCAGAUGACAGUAAGGAAAUCAUAGAGGUGGAGAAGAGAGACCCCAAUGAACUCGUAGCCCUGUUUUCUGAGAAGGUGCGGAACAUGUCCCCCGAUGACAUCAGAAUCCCCCCUGAGCCACAAGGACGCUGCUCCAGCCAGCUACAGGAGAAGAUCCUAAAGUUGUAUGAACGUAAACAACAUGGGGCCUUUGACACCAACAGCCACAUCCAGAAGAAGAAAGAGUUCCGGAACCCAAGUAUUUAUGAGAAACUGAUCCAGUUCUGUAGCAUCGAUGAACUUGGAACCAAUUAUCCAAAGGACAUGUUUGAUCCCCAUGGCUGGACUGAGGACUCUUAUUAUGAAGCACUGGCCAAAGCUCAGAAGGUUGAGAUGGACAAGCUGGAAAAGGCCAAGAAGGAUCGGACCAAGGUUAGGCCCCUGCCUCCCCUUCAUCCCUUCCCGAUCUUAAAGUUGGAUCAGAACUGCCCGAUUGAGUUUGUGACGGGCACCAAGAAAGGAAACGCCGCCAAUGCUGCGUCCGCCACAACCAACACAACUACGACAACAGCAACAGCUGAGGCCCAGAAGCGGAAGAGUAAGUGGGACUCGGCGGUGCCCGUCACGCUGGCCCAACCCGCUCUCCUCACCACCACUGCCACGCUUCCUGGCGUUGUCUCGGUAACCACCACUGCCAGCGGCACCAAGACCACAGUCAUCUCCGCCGUGGGCACCAUCCUCAAGAAGGCCAAACAGUGAUCGCCAUGCCAACCAGGGACCCAAUGAACAUCAGGGAGGGAG
Messenger RNA from Clupea harengus (Atlantic herring), 1115 nucleotides. It is a transcript of the gene sap30bp, whose product is annotated as SAP30 binding protein. Gene Ontology annotation, biological process: regulation of DNA-templated transcription. The record is from RefSeq and is a predicted model, not a curated record. Gene Ontology annotation, cellular component: nucleus. Lineage: Eukaryota; Metazoa; Chordata; Actinopteri; Clupeiformes; Clupeidae.